Diversispora eburnea is the source of this 121-nucleotide messenger RNA. NCBI's taxonomy places the organism in Eukaryota, Fungi, Glomeromycota, Glomeromycetes, Diversisporales, Diversisporaceae. The record is from the annotation of a GenBank genome assembly.
AUUUGAUAUUGAUGUUACAACUGAAGGAGCAGAAGCUGUAACAAUUGAAGAUACAGAAGGAACAAUAGGUGUAAUAGCUGAAAAGACAGCAGACAUGAUAAUAAAGAGUGGAAUUUUAUAA